AUGCUUACGAACUUCAACAAGUUUGCAAUAAAGUGUACCUCUUCAAGUCUUGGUGGAACGAUUCCAAGUCCACUUAGUGCAAAGUCAUUAAGACUGAUUAGCAACUGCUCCACUUCGGUUGUAAGCGCUGAUGUCAAGGAUAUAUGUAUUCCAAAAUUAGGGGACCCGGAGAUUUUAAGAUCCUGGUCAGAACUAGUUUCCUCCUGUGAUGGGAAAUUCCUGCCUCCCUUCAACUUAAACCUCAUCCCAUCCACGGAUUUGAGAGUAACUGUUUAUAAUCUUCUCCAAGCAGAUUUCCCGGAUUUUGCCAAAGACAACCGUCUAAAGCACUUGACGAGCACAAUCACUUCGAAGGAGAAUUUACACCGGUGGGUCAUUGGUCUUGAUUUGUGGAAAGCCAUUGGUUUAAAAACACCCACAAACAUUGAGAGCAGUGCUGUUUACUUCAACUGCUAUUUGAAUGCAUUAGAAAGAGAUCAAAGCUUGGAAGCUGGUUCCAUUAGGAAAUGGAUAAGGCAACUUUUGCUGGUAUUUGAGAAGGAGACAAUUGAAACAGCUCUCGGAGUGUUACCAAGUAACAAACAACUUGUUGGUAUAAGACCAGAAUUCGAAAAGCGACUGAAGAAGAUUCCGUCAAAUGGAACUGUGUGGAGAAGAUGUCAUUCGCAGCCUGAUUCCAUCAUUAAUGAUAUAUUUCCCUGUGCUGAAGCAGAUUUCUUUCUGGUAUCUGGUGGACCUGGAGUUUCAGUGAAGCUAACAGUUAAUAAUAAACUAGUUAUGCAGAGUGCUCCGUGUGAUGACAUCAAGGGUGCAAUGACUGAUGCUGUUUUGAAGAUGUUUCUUCUGAACUCUAAGGAUCUGCUCAAUAUCUUUUCACAGAAGGAUGAUUAUAGUGAAGAAGAAUUGAUUUCCCUUGACGAGCUCUUUGGACGCAUUAGAAAUGGGAAGAAGUUCAAAAAGUACAUCCAAUUGAGAACUUUGCCACCAGAGACGGUCCACGAAGGUAAACUUAUCAAGCCUGCUGAUGAUUAUAAAGAGAAAAUCAAGGAAGUUGUCUCCGUUUUCAAUCCUUUGCCUUGUCUUGUUGAAUUCCAUCCUUCAUUAUCAGAUUCUUUUGAAAUUCAACUCUAUAUAGAAGGGGUCUGUAUCUUAAAGAGCUCCUUCCAAGGCAAAGUUAAGGAUACACAAGAAGCGUAUAAACAAAUCAUCCAUGCUCUUUUGAGCUGCUCCAGAUCAGAUCUUGAUAUCCUAAAGAGUGUCAAAUGGCAUGUGGCCAUCGAUGACAGAUUUCUUGACAAAAUGUACAAGACCGUAGUUAGGAACAAGAAGAAAUGGACGAGUCAAUUGGGCAAACCGAGUGAACUGUUUGUGAAUUGGCUAAAGCCUGAAGGUGCAACGACCAAGGUACACAACUCUUGCUCGAGCGCAAAGAAACAGUGGUUGGGCGGGUCAGACAAUAGCGUUAAACCACCGCACAAUCCAAAAAAACCAAUCAAGUUGGAGAAACUUGUAACGAAGAGCUAUGCAUCUGGCCAAUGCUUCUACUCUGGUGAGAUCGAGGGGCUCAACAGCAGGAUCCCAGAGAUUGUACUGAACCCGUGGAUGGAUGCAAAGGAUCGUGGUGAGAGUAUCAUCGCCAAACACCUCGGAGACCCAAACGUCCUUAGAACACUCAAAGGCCGUCGUAGGCUGAGCCCUACUGAGCGUGCAAACAUCAUCCGCGACAUUGCCCGAGAGCAUCUAGACAUCAACAUGGGACCAAGAAUAGCCGUAACACGGAAAACACAUCCUUAUCUGUAUAAGCGGUGA
Williopsis jadinii is the source of this 1809-nucleotide messenger RNA. RefSeq lists its product as uncharacterized. NCBI's taxonomy places the organism in Eukaryota, Fungi, Ascomycota, Saccharomycetes, Phaffomycetales, Wickerhamomycetaceae. Bases 1 to 1809 code for a protein of 602 amino acids. The record is from RefSeq and is a predicted model, not a curated record. The transcript has a single exon.